Clarias gariepinus (North African catfish) is the source of this 3258-nucleotide messenger RNA. RefSeq names its product ATP-binding cassette, sub-family F (GCN20), member 1 (gene abcf1). Bases 119 to 2719 code for a protein of 866 amino acids. The transcript has 27 exons. NCBI's taxonomy places the organism in Eukaryota, Metazoa, Chordata, Actinopteri, Siluriformes, Clariidae. The record is from RefSeq and is a predicted model, not a curated record. Gene Ontology annotation, molecular function: ATP hydrolysis activity; ATP binding.
UGUAGUAGUGAUUAGGGAAGUGUAGGCCGCGUGCGCGCUGCUCUGUCACACUCAGACUUAGCUACGCGUCAAAUUCAGCGCCUGAUCGCCUCUUCGAUUCGUUUAAACGUCGAGAAACAUGCCGAAGAAGUCUAAAGAAGUGGCGGAGUGGGAAGGAGACGAUGAGCCACAGACGGAAAAAGUUGUCAAGAAAGGAAAAAAAGACAAGAAAGACAAAAAAGACAAGAAGAGCUUCUUCGAUGAGCUGUCCACAGAACAUAAGGCUGAGAAGGCAGAAGAGCUGGCAGUGAAAGAGACGCAAGCAAAGCAGCCCCAAAAGAAAAAGAAGGACCGGCGGAAAGGUAAAGCUGGGGACGCGGAUGAUAAAGAUGAAGAGGUCAUGCAGCGACUCAAGAAACUCUCCGUCCAGCCCAGCGAUGAGGACGAGGAAGAGGUAAUAGCUGCUCCUGCAAAAGGUGGAAAGAGAAACAAGGGUGGCAACAUAUUCGCCGCUCUGAGUCAGGGUCAGAGUGAUGAAGACGACGAGGAUGAUGCAGAUGAUGACGACGAUGUCAACGAUGAUAAACCUAAAAAUAAGAAAGACUCCAAGGAGAUUUCCAGAGGAAAGAAAAAUGAUAAGGCUAAGCCAAAGAAAUCCAAGGAGUCUGACGAUGAACCUGACGAGGAAAUGGAGAAAAAUGAUGAGAAUGAGAAGAAGGGAGUGAAGAAGAACCAGAAAGCAGGCAGCAAAGCAUCUAAGGUGGAGGACGAAGAGAAAGAACAAAAGACUCAGAAGGCUGCUGGAAAGAAAGAACAGCCAAAGAAAGCCAAGCCUGCUCGCCAGCCUUCCAGUGAGGAUGAGGAAGAGAAAAGCGAUGACAAUGACACCAUGAGGAGUGCCGAGGACGCUCUGGUCGCAGAGCAGAGCAAAAACCAGGAGGAAGACCCUUACGCCAACCUGAGCAAAAAGGAGAAGAAGAAGAAAAAGAAGCUGAUGGAGUACGAGCGGCAGGUGGCCAGCGUCCGUGCUCAGAGCGCCUCCGAGGGAGAUUUCUCGGUCUCUCAGGCGGAAUUGUCUUCAAGACAAGCCAUGCUGGAGAACGCCUCGGAUAUAAAGCUGGAGAGAUUCAGCAUCUCUGCUCACGGGAAGGAGCUUUUCGUCAACGCCGAUCUCCUGAUCGUUGCCGGUCGUCGCUAUGGUCUUGUCGGACCAAACGGAAAAGGAAAGACAACGUUGCUGAAGCACAUUUCCAACAGAGCUCUUAGCAUUCCUCCCAACAUCGACGUGCUGCUCUGUGAACAAGAGGUGGUUGCUGAUGACACUCCGGCUGUGCAGGCUGUGCUGAAGGCGGACACGCGGCGUCUCAGGUUGCUGGAUGAGGAGAAGAAGCUGCAGGCUUUGCUCGAGAAGGGCGAGGACUCGGUGUCUGAGAGACUACAGAAGGUGUAUGAGGAGCUAAGGGCGAUCGGAGCGGCGGCGGCAGAGGCCAAGGCUCGCAGGAUCCUGGCUGGUUUGGGUUUCACCCCUGAAAUGCAGAACAGACCCACCAAGAAGUUUUCAGGUGGUUGGAGAAUGAGAGUAUCGCUCGCCAGAGCUCUGUUCAUGGAGCCCACGCUGCUGAUGCUGGACGAGCCGACGAACCACCUCGACCUCAACGCCGUCAUCUGGCUCAACAACUACCUGCAAAGCUGGAAGAAGACCCUUCUGAUCGUGUCCCAUGACCAGAGUUUCUUAGAUGAUGUCUGUACGGAUAUCAUUCACCUGGACAACCAGAAACUCUAUUACUACAGGGGCAACUACUUGACGUUUAAGAAGAUGUACGUCCAGAAGCAAAAGGAGCUCCUGAAGCAGUACGAGAAACAAGAGAAAAGGCUAAAAGAGCUGAAAGCUGGCGGCAAAUCCACCAAACAAGCUGAGAAACAAACAAAGGAGGCGCUGACAAGGAAACAGCAGAAGGGCAAGAAGAAGGGACAGGAAGAGGAAAGCCAUGAGGCUCCAGAGCUGCUUAAACGACCUAAAGAAUACACUGUGAAGUUCACAUUUCCAAACCCACCGCCCCUUUCUCCACCCAUUCUCGGUCUCCACACCGUGGACUUUGCCUACGACGGUCAGAAGCCUCUGUUCAAAAAUGUUGACUUUGGUAUUGAUAUGGAGUCUCGAAUUUGUAUAGUCGGGCCAAACGGUGUCGGAAAGAGUACUCUCCUCCUCCUGCUGACGGGGAAGUUGACUCCUACCAGAGGUGAGAUGAGGAUGAAUCACCGCUUGAAAGUGGGCUUCUUUAACCAGCAGUAUGCUGAUCAGCUGAACAUGGAGGAGGCUCCCACCGAGUACCUGCAGAGGAAUUUCAAUCUGCAAUACCAGGACAGUAGGAAGUGUCUCGGUCGCUUCGGCCUGGAAAGCCACGCGCACACGAUCCAAAUUUCUAAACUUUCCGGUGGCCAGAAAGCGAGAGUAGUAUUUGCUGAACUUUCUUGUCGCCAGCCAGACGUCCUGAUUUUGGACGAGCCCACUAACAAUCUGGACAUUGAGUCAAUCGAUGCAUUAUCAGAAGCCAUCAAUGAAUACAAAGGAGCUGUGAUCAUUGUGAGCCAUGACGCGCGGUUGAUUACCGAGACUCAGUGCCAGCUGUGGGUGGUGGAAGACCGAUCCAUAAACCAUAUCGAGGGAGAUUUCGAAGACUACAAGAGAGAAGUGCUGGAGGCUCUUGGAGAAACGCUAGUGAACAAGCACAAAGAGUGAACGUGCCACUGCUUCAGUCUCAUAACCUACAAUAAAGUUCAUCUUUAUCAACACAGUGUGAUGCAUCUGGUUCUGGACCCUUUUUUUUUUUUUUCAGAGUGAUGUGCAGGAUGGUUUUGGAUAUGUCGGCUUUUUCAGGAAGUACAGUGUGAGCUUCAUCAGCGCGUCCCAUAAACAGUGUUGUUUUUUUUUCCCCAAUGACCUGCAAUAGGGCUGCAUGAUAUCGAUCACAUUUGUGAUUUUGCCUUGCAUUGGUUGGACACCUUUUCACUACAGUAUAUCAUAUUCUGUCCAAGAAUAAAUCAGGUGCUGUGCUGCCAGUGCACAGUUGGAUCUUGUUUCUUUUUCUUUCAAAUAUCAGCUGCAAAAGUCAAUAAUGUAGAAAUGUUAUAUAUCGUGCAGCUUCAAUCGGCAGUAGAGCCGUACUGGUCGAUUUGUACGUAGAAAAACAAUUAGUGCAAAAAUUUAAAGCAACUAAAUGUAAUAGGAACUUAUGAGUAUUAACGAAAUAUGCGAAUAAAUGAAUUUUGCAGUAAGAA